CCCUCGGCUCGUGGGGGGUUUCCUACCCCCAGUCCGUGCGUGGCCUCGGGGGGUCCUGCGUGGUGGUGCCCUGCACCCUGAGCUACCCCGAGGACGUGGCGACCGCCCAGGGCAUCGUGGCCAUCUGGUACAAGGACUACGACGGCCCCCGGACCCCGGUGUUCCACUCGGCCGCCCCCCAGGAGGUGGACGCCCGGUUCAGGGGCCGCGCCCAGCUCCUGGGGGACCCCUCGGCCCGGAACUGCACCCUGCUGCUGCGGGGGGUCACCCCGGGGGACGGGGGGCCCUACAGGUUCCGCUUCGAGAUCGUGGGCGGUGACCGGUGGUCGGCGGCGCGGGACGUGGUGCUGAGCGUGUCGGAGGAGCCGGAGCCCCCGAGCGCCGCCGCCCCCCAGGACCUGAGGGAGGGGCAGAGCUCCAGCCUGGAGUGCUCCACGCCCUACGCCUGCCCCGGGGGGGACACCGUCCUGCGCUGGGAGGGACACGACCCCCGCGCCGCCACCCUGGCCGGCCGGCUGCAGCUGGACACCAGUGGGGUGGGCCAGCAGCUGACCCUCAGCACCUCCUUCUCCUGGAGGGACCACGGCAAGAAGCUGCUCUGCGAGGUCUCCCACGGCUCCGGGAAGGCGAGCACCGAGGUCGUGCUGCGGGUGAGACACGCCCCCAAGGACGUCCAGGUGCGGGUCAGUCCCUCCUCGGGGAACAUCCACGUGGGUGCCACGGUGGCCCUGAGCUGCGAGGUGGGCAGCAGCCACCCCCCCGUCUCGGGGUACCUCUGGUACAAGGACGGGGCCGCCGUGGGCAGCGAGAGGGUGCUGACCCUGCGGGGGGUGCGGCGGGAGGACCACGGGCGGUACCACUGCGAGGCCCUGAACGCCCUCGGGGCUGGCACAGCGCCCGCCACCACCCUCCACGUGUUCUCCGCAGAGGUCUCGGCGAGCCCCGCGGCCGAGGUGCGGGAGGGGACGGCCACCACCCUGUCCUGCGACGUGCCGGGCCGGGAGGGGCAGGACCUCAACUACACGUGGUACAGGAACGGCGCGUGGCUGCAGGAGGGCACUGCCCACACCCUCCUCUUCCCCGCGGUGGCCGCGGGCGACGCCGGCUACUACUCGUGCAAGGUGGCAAACGGGCAGGGCAGCGACACGGCCCAGCCGCUCAGCCUCAGCGUGACCUAUCCCCCCCGGACCCCCACCCUGACGCUCUUCCAGGAGACCCAGGGGGGCCGGCUGGUCAUCGUCCGCUGUGCCGUGGACAGUCACCCUCCGGCCACCCUGGCCAUCGACCGCGACGGCACCGUGCUGGCCACCAGCGGGCCACAGGUGGCCCCGCCCCAGAGGUUCGGGGUGGCCGCCUCCCGCAACGCCCUGCGGCUGGAAAUCCGGGCUGCGGGGCCCCGGGACAGCGGGAAGUACCGCUGCACCGCCACCAACGCCCACGGCAGCGCCAGCGCCGCCAAGGACCUGCUCACCCGCGGCGCAGAGCUCCUGAUCCAGCCCUCGGCGGAGGUGCCGGAGGGGACCGCGGUCACCCUGACCUGCGUGGGGACGGGGGAGGCGGCGGGGGAGCCCCUCUACACGUGGUACCGGAACGGGCAGAGGCUGCGGGAGGGCCCGGCCCCGACCCUGAGCUUCCCCUCCGUGCGCGGGGACGACGCGGGCGCCUUCCAGUGCCGGGUGCGGGGCAGCAACGGCAGCGACAGCGGCGCGUCGGGGGCCGUCCCGCUCCGAGUGCUCUACCCCCCGAGGCCGCCGGUGCUGAGCUCGUUCCUGCAGAGCCGGGGCGGGCGCCGGGGGAUCCUCCAGUGCUCCGUGCAGAGCGACCCCGAGUCCAACCUGACCCUGCGCAGGGGGGACGCGCUGCUGGCCUGCACCGGGGGCUGCCCCCCGGCCCCCCGCGUCCGUGUGACCCCCUCCUACAACAGCCUGAGGGUGGAGAUCCAGGACGUGGUGCUGGAGGACGAGGGCACCUACGUGUGCCAGGCUGGGAACGCGCGGGGCAGCGCCAGCGCCGCGCUGGAGUUCAGGGCUGACACUGCCACCGUCACCGUGUCCCCCUCGUCCCACGUGCCGGAGGGCGACAGUGCCAACCUCACCUGCCACCUGAGCAGCGACUCCCCGGCCGUGCCCAACGUCACCUGGUACCACAACGGGCAGUGGGUGGCCGAGGGCAGCACGCUGGUGCUGGGGCGCGUGGCCAGCGCCCACUCGGGGCUGUACCGGUGCCAGGCCAGCACUGGCAGCGGCACCAGGAGCUCCCCGGCCGUGCUCCUGGAUGUGCUGUACCCCCCCCGGGCCCCGCAGCUCCGGGCGUUCCUGGAGGCGGAGCGGGGCCGCCUGGCCGUGCUGGAGUGCUCGGUGGGCAGCAACCCUCCGGCCCGGCUGGCGCUGCUGCGGGGGCCGGACCCGGUGGCCACGGGCUCGGGGGGGAGCGGCCCCCGGGUGCGCGUCAGGGCCGCCCCCAACUCCCUGCGCGUGGAGAUCCGGGAGGUGACGCCGGCGGACGACGGGACCUACCGGUGCUCGGCCAGCAACGCGCUCGGCACCGCCGAGACAGCGCUGUACCUGCGCGUGCAGG
Messenger RNA from Pipra filicauda (Wire-tailed manakin), 2577 nucleotides. RefSeq names its product sialoadhesin-like. NCBI's taxonomy places the organism in Eukaryota, Metazoa, Chordata, Aves, Passeriformes, Pipridae. The annotation marks the transcript as partial. The transcript has 9 exons. The record is from RefSeq and is a predicted model, not a curated record.